Messenger RNA from Bombyx mandarina (wild silkworm), 1394 nucleotides. RefSeq lists its product as uncharacterized. The record is from RefSeq and is a predicted model, not a curated record. Lineage: Eukaryota; Metazoa; Arthropoda; Insecta; Lepidoptera; Bombycidae.
UAAAAGCUACAAAAACGACAUCUGUACAUUUCAUAGAAGACUCACUUAAAAAUCUAAAAUUCGAUUUGGAAAAGUUAAAGAAAACUAUGCGUCAACGACUUGAAGAUAACACAGUGAUGCGCGUUUCAGGUACUGAGUACCAAACAGAUCCGUCCUUAGAUACAAAAUUAUCCGUUUUGGAAAGUAACACGAAAAGCAUAUUGUCUGGCGUUGAAUCAAUAUUGACGGUAAUUUCGGAGGUGAAGAAUCGUCAGUAUACUAAGCCAUUGGCCAGAUCUGAUAUGGUACAUCCUAGUUCACGAGAGGCAAUAUCAAUUAUAAGCGAAUUCAGGAAAAGUCUGCGUGAACAUAAAACAAGGAAGUGUGAUUGUAGGUCUGAACGAGUGGAUCGAUCAGAAAGGUAUCCAACAGAUUGCUUCGAGAUACAAAUGCAAGGAUUUAAUGUUUCCGGAAUUUAUAAAAUAAAACCGGAUGAUAUGGACUCAUUUUAUGUACUUUGUGACCUUUCGACUGCUGGCGGAGGUUGGACAGUGUUCCAAAAUCGUUUCGAUGGAUCACAAGAUUUCUACAAAGGAUGGUCAGAUUAUGUGAACGGUUUCGGUAACUUAGCCGGGGAAUUUUGGCUUGGACUAGAAAAGGUCAGUUUUCUGACGAACCAAAAACUGUAUGAACUACGAAUAGAAUUAGAAGCUCAAAACGGACCAGAAGUGUUUGCAAGUUAUUCUGUUUUUACUGUGGGACCUGAAGAGGAAGGCUACCGGAUUAGCACACUUGGAACAUACUAUGGAACAGCAGGAGAUUCACUGUCAUAUCACGCUGGUCAAAAGUUUUCUACCUUUGAUGUGGACAACGACGAAUGGAAAGAUGGCUCUUGCGCUCAGGAGCACGGCGGAGCUUGGUGGUACAAAGAAUGCGACAAGAGCAAUUUGAAUGGAAAAUAUUCGACUACAACUGAAGAAAACAAAGGACAAUCCAUCUAUUGGAUAUCCUUUAAGGUUCCGAAUUAUCCCCUGUCAAAGACGAAGAUGAUGAUCAGGCCGCUGCCAGCGAAAAGACCGACCGACUUUAUUGACAAUAGUAGGAAAAUUUCAGAUGGUUCCAAAAAGAAACCUCUUCCCGAGAAACAAUCUCGGGUCAAAGAUAUGAAGACUAAAUAUGACGUGAAGCACAAUCAUCCCAUGUAUCGUUACGACGAACACACGCACAGUGACGCGUUCUUCCCUAAUUACGCCUGAAAUCACGCGCCAAAAGCAACAAGUCCAUAGACAACAACUAUAAUUACAUAAAACUGACAUUUUUAGAUCUAAAGAUCAAAAUCUAAACUAUAUAGUUGUUGUUGUCCUUAAAUAUGUUUCUGACGAUAGUGAAUAGCUAAUAUUAAUUGUGAAGCAAGC